AAGUGGAUGGUGGAGGGAGGACCGGAGACUGCGGGAUAAACAAACACACGCAGCGGCUCUUCACUCACCUGCUGCCGCCGUCGCAGCUCCACGUUUGGCCCGGGGUUAGAACACCCAGGAACAGGGAGAGUAACCCGGGAUACCCUCCUCCUCAUCCCGCCUUUUCGUCCCCCCUGGAGGCGGCGGUUUAUGUGACUCGCUUCCCGGCGGAGAACCGAACGAGACAUGACUGAGCUGAGGAAGCGAGGCGGCGGCGGAGGUGACACCGACAGCACCGACAACAUCAGCGACAAGGAGGCCGAUGGUGAUGACAGGCUGGGUCUGCAAGGUGACGCAGAGGGAGAGUGUGACAUUGACUCCAAAGCAGACACUCCAGAUGUUCCUCUCUCCACAGCAGACACAGACAACACUCCACAAUGCCUGAACAAAGCUCUGGAGGGCCUUCCGCCCAGAUGGAAGAACUACUGGAUACGAGGGGUUCUGUCGUUAGCCAUGAUUUCAGGCUUUUUCCUCAUCAUCUACAUGGGACCUGUCACUCUUUUAUUAGUGGUCAUGACCGUCCAGAUCAAGUGUUUUCAAGAAAUCAUCGACAUCGGGUACAGAGUUUACCGUUCCUACGAGCUGCCCUGGUUCAGGACUCUGUGCUGGUACUUCCUGAUCUGCGUCAACUACUUCUUCUACGGUGAAACCGUGGCAGACUACUUCGGGGCUCUGGUGCAGAGGGAGGAACCUCUGCAGUUCCUGGCUCGCUAUCACCGCUUCAUCUCCUUUGCUCUGUAUCUUGCAGGUUUCUGCAUGUUUGUGCUGAGUUUAGUGAAGAAACAUUACCGCCUGCAGUUUUAUAUGUUUGCUUGGACCCAUGUGACCCUGUUGAUUGUGGUAACUCAGUCCCACCUUGUCAUUCAGAACCUGUUUGAAGGAAUGAUCUGGUUCAUCGUUCCGAUCUCCAUCGUGAUCUGUAACGACAUCAUGGCCUAUCUGUUUGGAUUCUUCUUUGGGAGGACUCCUCUCAUCAAGCUCUCACCCAAGAAGACCUGGGAGGGCUUCAUCGGCGGUUUCUUCUCCACUGUGGUUUUUGGCUUCAUCCUGGCCUACCUCCUGUCUCAGUUCCAGUACUUUGUUUGUCCUGUGGGAUUCAACAGUGAGACCAACCGCUUCACAGUCGAGUGUGAGCCCUCUGAUAUCUUCGUGAUGCAGGAGUACACACUUCCUGCUGUCAUACAAAACACCCUGACAUGGAAAACCGUGAACCUGUACCCUUUCCAGAUCCACAGCAUCUUCCUCUCGUCCUUCGCGUCGCUCAUCGGGCCGUUUGGCGGCUUCUUUGCCAGCGGCUUCAAGCGAGCCUUCAAAAUCAAAGACUUUGCCAGCACCAUCCCCGGCCACGGCGGCAUCAUGGAUCGCUUCGACUGCCAGUACCUGAUGGCCACCUUCACGCACGUCUACAUAGCCAGCUUCAUCAGGGGUCCGAACCCCAGCAAGGUGCUGCAGCAGCUGCUGAUGCUUCAGCCCGAACAGCAGCUCAGCAUCUUCCACACUCUGCACUCCCAGCUCAGAGAGAGGGGCAUGCUCCCCCCCGCUGCCGCCCAGGCUGAGUGAACGUCCGCCGGCUUCACAGGGUGAUGACGGGGGAGUGUGUGUGUGAUGUUGUGGAUAGUUUGUGUAGGCAUGCACACACACACACACACACACACACACACACUCUCGCACGUAUGCCUGUAUGGUGUGUGUGUGUGAGAUCCCAGGCCCCUCCCUGCUUCCGUCGUCAUCCGGCCGCCUCUUCUCUUCAUUCAACGACAAACCAGCGCGAAAUCACAGCUUGUAACCCGAAGCAACUCUCCGCAUCACAUGGAAUAACCUUAAAGUAGAAAAAAAAACACAAGUGGCUUUGUUGCUUUCCACUUGGAGCGGCACAUUCAACAGCGAACAGGAAGUCCACAAAGACUCACAGACAGAAGAUAAAAUGUCUCAUCACACAAAAAAACUGACUUUAAAGCACACAGCUUCCCGGCGCAGGUGGACGGUGGACGUGCGGUUUCCCUUGCGGACGGCAGAUAUUGCACUGACUUUAGCAGAACAAACAGAUUUAAGGAGCUUUUACCAGCGUGAACUGGGCCCAGAGUGUCGGACACGUGGACCCGAGCUGCAGCCGACGGGCCGUCGACACUCGUCUCUCUGGGGUUUGGGUGAAGUCGUGAUGCAGAAGGGUCGUUAAACACACUGUAAACACUGCUUCCAUGGUGUUUGCUCCAUUUAAUGAUCUCAACCUCAUGUAGCAUGUUCCUGAGCCCCGUGUCAGGCUUCUGCUUGAAUAAGCCAUGUUUGUUGUUUUUCCUCCACAGAGUGAACCGUCAGCUUUUAGGUUUCUGUCCGAAUCUAAGUAAGUCGCACAAAAAGUCAACGGUGUUUGACUGUAGGCAUGUUAACGCAGAAACUAGAGCAUCGGCCUCACACUCAUGUAUUGUACAUAUAUAUACAUUUUGAAAAUAUUUAGCUAAACAAAUACUUAAUAUAUAACUACGUAUGUGACCUGCUGGGGUAAAAAGAUCACUUUUAAAUUAAGAGAAAUAAUAAUAGCAUGAACAAAUUAGAUUUUUAAAAGGUAGGGACGUAGAGUUGAUCUGAGGUUGCUGCUUAUUUAGAGGGUGUGAACUUUAACUAGAGAAUGUAAAAAAUGAUUUAAAGGAAUAGUUCUAACAUUCGUCACACAUCUGUUUUUCUUUCUGAGAAUUAGAUGAGAUGAUAGAUUUCAGAUUUCCUCCUCCUCCUCCUUCUCCUCCUCCUUCUUCUCUUUAUCUAUCAAUCAAUUCGAUUUUAUACAGCCCAUAUUCACAAAUCACAAUCUUUCAACACAUGAUUACAUAUUAUUAUUUACAAAGUUAUAUAUAAAUUCGAAUAAAUUGUAUUUUCAGGGAUGUAAAUCAGCGACUUGACCUGAUUUCAAAGUAAAAAAAAUUAGACCUUCGCCCCGCCCCCAUAACUUCUGUUAGAUUUAUUAACAAAGUAAUUUGCAAACAGUUCAUCGGAGCCAGCGUCGCAUUAGAUGCUUUGUUUUAUUUUAACUUGGUGGAAAAUACCUGAAGUGCAGAGCUACGUCUGUCAGGAAACCUCCCCCGACGUGAGACGGAUCAGCUCUGACUCUCAGGAGGAAACUGAGACGUGUGUUUCAGGAAAUGUUGAACUAUUCCUUAAUUGAAGACUCGUGCUUCCUGCUUUAUUGAUUUAACCAAUGAGUUAAGUUGCACUGUAGCAGUGGACGUGGUGAUGGUGGGUGGAGAUUGACUCUGAACGCUCCCACAUCCUCACUCUUCACUCUUUUACUCUACUUAUGCUUUAAAUCACUGUCGUACGGAUUCAGUUCUGAAUGUAGAUGGAAGAUGUUAUCGAUGAUAACCAAUGUGCUGUAUGACAUGUGCGUGUAUACAGUAUGUGCAGUACUGUACUAACACAUAUCUGAAGUAUAUUGACGGUGGUGGUUUGAUUAGCAAUAUUUUCAUCUUAUGCAAAAUUUAGAUUGGAGGAUCUAACAGGGGAUCUGCAUUGUUUCUCAUUUGGACGAUGAGUUCCAGAGCUCUUCAGAGAUGAUGUCAACCAAAGCCCUGUGUGAUUAACACUGAUUUCCCUCGAUUACUGAAAAAGGCUCCGGGGUCCAGGUCCUCGUCUCCGUGCUGUUCCGACAUCUUCUCCUCAGCGAGGACGGUUAGGGAGAGAGAGUCUGGAGCCGGAGCACUAACAGUUUCGACUGAGGCCUGUGCAAUGUGUUUAUUUAGUUCUGUUCAAUUCCUGCACAUGUUGGAGGAACAGGAUGUUUUCAUUAGUUUGUCCAGUUUGUCCUUUUCCCUCAUUUGAGGUGAAUGAGGUUUCGGGUGGAUUUUUUUGGGACCAGCUGUGUCGCACUAUACAAAGAUAAAACGAAACCUCGUCAAAACACACACUACUGCUUGACUGGCUUUUCUGUUAGAAACCCUCACUGUCUGAUGUAACACACUGAACAAGAUGAAGCGAAACACGAAGAUGACUUACGCUGAAAUCUGACCAAACAAGAAAUAUCCACUCAAACUGAAAACAGUGAAAUGAUUUGGACGUUUUGAAACUGUUGUCUGGAGUCUGGAGCGUGUCAGCAGACACAUUAUAAUAUGUUAAUUAUACAUCAGUCAAUCCAAGCAUCAAAAAUGUGCUUUAAAAAAUAUUAAAGAUGCUUUUCAAAUAGAAUAGAAAGAGAAACUACCCACCGUUCCAUUCAAUGGUUAGAUUUCUUUUUCUUUUUUGCCUUUGGUCUGUUAAAUAUCCUGUUUGUUUCUUUGGUCCCUAUUUAAAUAUUGUUUGAUUAAGUCAUUUAUUUCUUUGACAAACGUCAAAAAAAGUUCCUUAAAAGUUCCAGGAUGAUGGAAAAUUCUCCAAACCCAAAGAUAUUUAAAUUAAUUUAAUGAUGUUUAACAGGUAAAAACACAAAUUGUUUUAAAAUUAAUCAAUUAGCUAAUUAAGAAACAAUGAAAUUGAGCUAUCGUCAACUUUACCAAAACAAAUACAAGUGAAAUUAACUUUCAACUAGAAGCAUCAAUGAAUUAUUAUAAUUAAGAAUAUUACAUUGACACACUCGAGACGCCAGUUUUACAGAUGAAGUUAAAAUUAGAUUCAAGUAUGAACUAAUUUAUAUUUUUAUUUUAGGUGUAUGAAACACAGCGAUAGAGGUAGGAAAGAGAAAAGAAGUUUUAGAAUCUGAAAAGUCAGGUAAUGCACUGCUGAUGUUUGGUCGCUCGUCUUUUUAAUUGAUCCUUGUUGUGAAUAUUGUUGAUUUGAUUUGGGGAGAAAUUUUUUCUAAUGAAAAUCUAUAGCUUUUUGGAGUGGAUAAUAUUUAAAGGUUAUACUGAGGAAGUAUGCUGUUAAUAUAGGGGCAAUAUGAAGUUAUGUAUAAACCAUGUAUUGAUAUCCUGUUAGGGAUAUUGAAGCUGUUUACUGUAUGGAGGUGAAUAAAGAUUCUUUUCUUUAAAA
Messenger RNA from Paralichthys olivaceus (Japanese flounder), 4992 nucleotides. It is a transcript of the gene cds1, whose product is annotated as CDP-diacylglycerol synthase (phosphatidate cytidylyltransferase) 1. Lineage: Eukaryota; Metazoa; Chordata; Actinopteri; Pleuronectiformes; Paralichthyidae. Gene Ontology annotation, cellular component: endoplasmic reticulum membrane. Gene Ontology annotation, molecular function: phosphatidate cytidylyltransferase activity. The record is from RefSeq and is a predicted model, not a curated record.